Messenger RNA from Filobasidium floriforme, 2497 nucleotides. RefSeq lists its product as uncharacterized. Lineage: Eukaryota; Fungi; Basidiomycota; Tremellomycetes; Filobasidiales; Filobasidiaceae. Bases 154 to 2355 code for a protein of 733 amino acids. The record is from RefSeq and is a predicted model, not a curated record. The transcript has 8 exons. Gene Ontology annotation, molecular function: protein binding.
CGACCACAAUCAUCUAGAGAUACACCAGAGCCACCUUACCACACUCCAUCAUCCCCAAGACCUCCUCGAUAUAGCCUUCGGUCUUGUCCCGUGUCCAGGACCGUCAAAGCUCGAAGCUCGAAUACCACUCGAAAACCCUACUAGGUCGACAACAUGGACGCUGAGGUGGACUGGGGUAUGGAGGACGACUUUGACCCUUGGCAGGCUGGGUCAGCUCCUCAAGAGAAGAGCGAGCAGACAAAAGAGGUGAAGGAAGAGCAAGAAAAGCCAAGAGCGGUUGAGGCACCACCCAAAGCUACUGAGAAACCAAAAGAGGAACCCAAAAUCCAGAUUGAACAGAAGAAUGAGCAGAUUCGAACUGCCGUGAGCGAAGUCAAACCUUCAGUUUCAACAGAGACACCUUUACCCCCCGAUUGGAUCACCAAGAACUCUCGAAAGCAUGAGGGAAAAACGUACUAUUACAACACAGUUACGAAAGAAGUAUCUUGGGCCCGACCGAUGCCAGUCGAGCCCGAGCCAGAGACUCCACCUUUACCCACGCAGGACCUUCCCGAUGUCGAGCCGAUUCCUGGUCAGGAAAGCGUGCCGCGACGUGGAUCGUCUGUGGAAAAUGGGCAAUCGAGCGGCGAGGGUAAGAACAUUCCAGAGAACAGGCCGUCCUCCACUACAGAGUCGCCAUCGGCGAAGGUGGAAGCGGACGUGUCUGCGGACAGCAUGGGGCCAGAUGAUCCCACUUCCCCGCCUCGCCCAGAAUCGUCUCUUCCAGGUCAAAGGGCCGACGGACGUUCCCGACAGACCUCCAAUCAGUCGGAUCUUCGCAGGAACGGAGGUGGAAGGAGCGGGAGACGAAACGGAAAACGGGGUCGUCAGGGACUAGAUCGUCGAGAUAACGGCUACACCUUUUCUGGUCCGCCUGAAGGUAGCGGUCCUAGCAAUCGCAACUAUCCACCCUCAAGGAGUCUGGAUCCGCCUCUCGGUCCCCGGCCAAUCGUCGGGGAGAGCAGGCGAAGGGAUCAACCGGACGAUCUCGCUGACGAUCGAGGUUCGAGCAAGCGAAUGCGUGUCGACCCUGACAUCCGCGAGCCGGCAACGGUAGCACCAUCUGGAAGAGCCGAGAGCUCAGUAGCUCGUACAGCCUUGCCGCCGACUCAGCCUCGAGCGGACGGGUCUCCCGCCAACAUGGACAGGCGUGAUCAACAAAGCAGACCUCAAGAGCCUCGCGGACCAAGACAACCCGGAUUCUUGAGUGGCGUGAAUGCCACCCCCGUGAACAUGAGGACGUUCGGGGCGCCGGCUUCUGAAGCCGCAAAUAGGGAGAUUACGAAUGAGAGAACGAAUCGAAUACCUGAUAGGACUACACCUGCCUCGACGAGCUUUAAACCACCCCCCGUCGGUCCCGUUCCAAGAGAUUCGGAUCGGUCAUUCGGCGGUCGUCGAGGCGACUAUUAUAGACCUGAACACGAUGCAGUGUCUGAGCGCGCGGGCUCAGCUCGCGGGUCAACGUCAUCUGUCCGCGACCCACCACCUCAUAGAGAGACUGUCCAAGUACCGCCACGAAACGAAGAACGUUCAUUGCCGGAAGAUCUUAAAUCCAGGCUGGGACCUGUUUCAGUACCUAGAGAUUUCGACAGGGAAGAUCGAAACCGGUCUUCAGUCCGAAACGAAGUGGGACGGCCAGAAUUUGGGCGAUCAAACUCUCGCCAGGAUACGUCGACGCCGGAUAGACCGUACGAAGUCGAGCGCAGGGAAUCUAGGCCCCUUGAAGAAACGCUCCGCAUGGCUCGUUACAGCGAGGAUAGCCGUUCUGGUCGAAGGUCGCCCCCUCACCUGUCAAGGUCUGGGCCGGACAGGUACCCCUCGGAUGUCCGACAAAGCGGGCCAGAAAUUCAGCAUCGCGAUGGUCUGGCCGCCACCCGAUCUCACGAUGUUGUCAGCAGUGAUAGGUCCGGACCCCCACCUGCACCCGCUUCUACGACUCAAGCUCCAGCACGAGCUGUGCCUUUCGUUCAUCCUUCACGUGCCCAGGUUCUCGGCGUAGCCACUGUACCGUCCAGUCCAAGCCCGAUGGGACCUCCUUCGCACCCCCGCGGACCGCCAGCUCGUUUCGAUCGAGGCCCACCCAGCGAAACGUCCAGGUCGUCGGCUAAUGCCAUUCCAGUCAACGGUCGUCCCUCCAGCAAUGCACCCCCUCCUCUUGCCCGUGGAGACUCGGAUCGAACCGCAGCCGGUCGUCAAUCUGAACAGUCUCGCCAAGACAACGCCCGGCCGAUGUGGAGCAAUACCCCUCGGCCCUUGCCUAGCGGCUCGAGCUAUAGGGACAGGUCGAGCGGAAGGCGACCAGACCCGAGGCGAUAAGCGAAGAUCAAGACGAUGCAUGAACGGGAUCUACAAGUAUACGAUGAAUCAUAGCUGCAUCUGACACAUUUACAUAUUGUACAGGCCAAGCAGCCAUUAUAUUUUACGAUAUACGUGACAAUAUCAUGCGAUACCUUACGAA